Messenger RNA from Leucoraja erinaceus (little skate), 2304 nucleotides. RefSeq names its product protein adenylyltransferase SelO-like. Bases 454 to 2199 code for a protein of 581 amino acids. The record is from RefSeq and is a predicted model, not a curated record. The transcript is spliced from 19 exons. Lineage: Eukaryota; Metazoa; Chordata; Chondrichthyes; Rajiformes; Rajidae.
CCCGGAAAUUAUUCUGGUCCAGCAGGUCACUUGGAGUUUUUGCACGGAGCUUUCUUUCUGUUGUCACUGCCAGCUGUUUUGCUGUGUUUCUUAUCGAAUAAGUGUAAAAUCGUAUUUUAUUUGCAAACCAGUGUUUUUGUGACAAGCCGUGCUGAUGCUUAAUACUUAAUGGAAUCAAGACACCUUCUGGAAUUUCGUGGCGAAGGAAGUGCAAAUAUAAAAUGUGUAGGAAGGAUCUGUAGAUCUGUAGAUGUUGGUUUUAAAUAAUGGUUAUGUUUCCUUGAUCUUCUCCAGAGAAAAAAAAAUCGCACCGCUGUGUAUGGAAUUAUUUCACCCGGCUACCACAUCUUGUCCAGACACGCACGGUUCAUGGUGUAUGUUGGAUCUUUGCUAAAACGAGACUGAUGGCUGUACAGAGGACUCUUGACUGGGACAAUACUUAAACUUGAUAUCAUGAGAAUAAUGCUUCUGUGGUUGAUUUGGGAACCGACCUUUGGGAUUUUUUCUCGAGGAGAAAUAACAAACUACAAAGCUGCUGCUGAGCCUGAAUGCAAUUCGAUUGAUACUAAUUUUUAUUCGAUUAAUGGCGAUGAUACUUUGGGUUACAGUAAGGUUAAUUAUAAAAGGUCAUCCAUGGAUGGAUGGAAUUUAACUUCCCAAAAGUUAAUAGACUCUUUCCCACUUGAUUCUAUCAAACAAAAUUAUGUACGUCAAGUAAGAGAUUGUAUUUUUUCUGCGAUUCAGCCAACACCCUUCAAGUCUGCGGUUACACUGGCAGCAGUAUCAAAGGAAGUUGUGGAAGACCUUUUGGACUUGGAUGUGUCCAUAACAAAGACCAAGGAGUUUAUACAAUUUGUUAGUGGUGCCAAAGUUCUGCCUGGAUCUAUCUCUCUAGCUCAUAGAUAUGGUGGUCAUCAGUUUGGUGUUUGGUCUGGUCAACUAGGAGAUGGACGAGCUCAUUUACUUGGAGCGUAUGUCAACAGGCAUGGUACAAGAUGGGAGCUCCAACUAAAAGGCUCUGGGAAGACUCCUUACUCUCGGGAUGGUGAUGGCCGUGCUGUUCUCCGUUCGUCAUUAAGAGAAUUUCUUUGCAGCGAGGCCUUGAAUUAUCUUGAAAUCCCAACCAGCAGAGCUGCCAGUCUUGUUAUAAGCAACGAUGUCGUGAAAAGGGAUAAUUUCUACAAUGGAAAUGUGAAGAAUGAAAAAGGUGCAAUAGUGCUACGUGUUGCUAAAUCAUGGUUUCGCUUUGGAUCAUUGGAAAUUCUAGCUUAUUCUGGAGAGAUUGAAUUGUUAAGGAAACUGGUGGAUUUUGUUAUUGAGCAACAUUUUCCUUUGAUAAAUGCAACGGGUUCAAACAAGUAUCUGGAAUUUUUCUCUCAGGUUGUUACUGAUACUUCAUAUCUCAUUGCACGUUGGAUGUCUGUAGGAUUUGCACACGGUGUGUGUAAUACAGAUAAUUUCAGUAUAAUCUCUAUUACUAUAGAUUAUGGUCCAUUUGGUUUCAUGGAUUACUAUGAUUCAAAUUUUGUGCCAAAUACAUCGGAUGAUGAAGGCCGGUACAAGAUAGGGAACCAAGCCAAUGUUGGAAGAUAUAAUCUUGAUAAAUUGAAGAAAGCUUUAAAUCCUUUAUUGGAGCCUCAGCAGCAAUUGUUAGCAGAACAAAUAUUGAAAGGAUAUCCUGGCCUUUAUCAGGCAAAAUUCUUGGAAUUAUUUAAAGCUAAAUUGGGCUUGUCUGGACUUGAUGAUAGUGAUGACUACUUGAUUGCAUUCUUGAUGAAGUUGAUGGAGGAUACAAGAGCAGAUUUCACAAUGACAUUCCGCCAGCUCAGUGAAAUUUACAAGCAAGAUCUUGAGGUGAAGAAUAUUUCUAAGGAAUACUGGGCACUUCAAGACCUUGCAAAACACAAGAAAUUCUCGCACUGGAUUAAUCUGUAUUUGUUAAGAUUGAAAAGCAAUACAAUUGAGUCAGAUGAUGCUCGCAGAAUCAGAAUGCAAAGUGUCAAUCCAAGGUAUAUCUUUCGCAACUGGAUGGCUGAGUCAGCAAUCAAAAAAGCUGAGAGGAAUGAUUUCUCUGAGAUUCAUCUUCUGCAAAAGAUUUUACGCCGUCCGUUCACAAAGCAGGCAGAAGCAGAAGAAGCAGGAUAUUCUUCCCGUCCUCCCCCAUGGGCUAAAGACCUUCGUGUCAGCUGUUCCUCUUGAUGGGGGAAAGUAGAUUGUAACGGUAUCAAUAAGUGCUAAUGGUACACCAACAGGACUUUAAUGUUUUUUCCGGGUUUAUUAUUUAAUAAAAUUGACUGCUUUUUA